Naumovozyma castellii is the source of this 1644-nucleotide messenger RNA. RefSeq names its product chaperonin-containing T-complex subunit CCT6 (gene CCT6). NCBI's taxonomy places the organism in Eukaryota, Fungi, Ascomycota, Saccharomycetes, Saccharomycetales, Saccharomycetaceae. The transcript has a single exon. The record is from RefSeq and is a predicted model, not a curated record. Bases 1 to 1644 code for a protein of 547 amino acids.
AUGUCACUACAAUUGUUGAAUCCAAAGGCAGAAUCUCUAAGAAGAGAUGCCGCUUUGAAAGUGAACGUCACAUCCGCAGAGGGUCUUCAAUCCGUUCUUGAGACUAAUCUAGGUCCAAAGGGGACUCUAAAGAUGCUUGUUGAUGGUGCUGGGAAUAUUAAGUUAACUAAGGAUGGGAAAGUGUUACUUACUGAAAUGCAAAUCCAAUCACCAACUGCAGUAUUAAUUGCUCGUGCCGCUGCAGCACAGGAUGAAAUCACCGGUGAUGGGACCACCACCGUGGUUUGUCUGGUCGGUGAAUUGUUGAGACAAGCUUAUCGUUUCAUUCAAGAAGGUGUGCAUCCCAGAAUCAUUACUGAUGGGUUUGAAAUUGCUAGAAAGGAAUCUUUGAAUUUCUUGGAUGAUUUUAAAAUUGCCAGAGAAGGAGAUGUGGAUAGAGAAUUCUUAUUACAAGUGGCUAGAUCUUCAUUAUCCACUAAAGUGAAUCCAGAACUGACUGAAGUGCUAAGUCCUAUUGUUACCGAUGCCGUGUUGAAUGUGUCUCAUAAUAAUGCCCAAAAUGCGAUGGAUCUUCAUAUGAUAGAAAUUAUGCAAAUGCAACAUUUAUCUCCUAAGGAUACUAAGUUCGUAAGAGGUCUGGUAUUAGAUCAUGGUGGUAGACAUCCAGAUAUGCCAACGAGAGUGGAAAAUGCACAUGUAUUAAUCUUAAAUGUUUCCUUAGAAUAUGAAAAGACCGAAGUUAACUCUGGGUUCUUUUACAGUUCAGCUGACCAAAGAGACAAAUUAGCUGCCAGCGAAAGAAAGUUUGUGGAUGAAAAAUUAAAGAAGAUUAUCGAUUUGAAAAACGAAGUUUGCGGACUGGAUUCAACCAAUGGGUUUGUCAUUGUCAAUCAAAAGGGUAUUGAUCCAAUGUCAUUAGAUAUUUUAGCUAAACAUAAUAUCUUAGCACUAAGGAGAGCAAAGAGACGUAAUAUGGAAAGAUUACAAUUGGUUACUGGAGGUGAAGCCCAAAAUUCCGUAGAUGAUUUAUCACCAUCUAUAUUAGGUUACUCAGGUUUAGUGUAUCAAGAAACCAUUGGUGAAGAGAAAUUUACUUAUGUUACCGAAAAUAAAGAUCCUAAAUCAUGUACUAUCCUAAUCAAGGGUUCCACCCACUAUGCGUUAAGUCAAACAAAGGAUGCCGUUAGAGAUGGUCUUAGAGCUGUGGCCAACGUGUUAAAGGAUAGAAAUGUUGUCCCAGGUGCAGGUGCAUACUUUAUUGCUGCCGCAAAUCACUUGAAGAAAUGUAAUAUGACCAAAUUAGGUGCCAAGGGUAAGACUAAGACAGGUGUGGAAGCAUUUGCCGAAGCACUAUUGGUCAUUCCAAAGACUUUAGUAAAAAAUUCUGGUUACGAUGCUCUUGACGUUCUUGCAUUGUGUGAGGAUGAACUAGACGAUGCUGCAGAUUCUGAGGAACGUAGAUACGUGGGUGUUGAUCUAAAUAUCGGUGACACCUGUGAUCCAACCAUUGAAGGGAUCUGGGAUUCCUACCGUGUUAUCAGAAACGCUAUAAGUGGUGCUGCUGGUAUUGCCAGUAACCUCUUAUUAUGUGAUGAGUUACUAAGAGCCGGUAGAUCCACCUUGAAGGAGGCAGGACCACAAUAG